This is a messenger RNA of Procambarus clarkii (red swamp crayfish), 807 nucleotides long. The record is from RefSeq and is a predicted model, not a curated record. NCBI's taxonomy places the organism in Eukaryota, Metazoa, Arthropoda, Malacostraca, Decapoda, Cambaridae.
GUACCCUUCGACAUCUGGUACCUCAGUAGUAGGUCUAGUGUAUGAUGGAGGAGUGAUGCUUGUUGCCGAUUCCCUUGGCUCAUAUGGCUCGCUAGCAAGGUUCAGGGAUGUGAAGAGGCUGUUCAAAGUUACUGAUAAAGCUGCAUUAGCUUGUAGUGGAGAUAUUGCUGAUUAUCAGUUCAUCAGAGAAGUCAUUGAACAGAAAGUACGUGAUGAUGUGUGUGGGGGUUACUCACGUGAACUUAAUGCUGGAGCAUUACACUGUUGGCUGACUAGGGUACUUUACAAUCGUCGUAGUAGAUUUGACCCUCUUUGGCUAGAGUGUAUUGUGGCUGGUUACAAGGAUGACAAACCGUUUUUGGGUUAUGUUGAUAAGAUUGGCACAGCCUUUGAGGCUAAAGAAGUUGCUACUGGAUUUGGUCUACAUCUUGCAGUUCCUAUGAUUCGAGAAGCUAGGGAGAAAAAGCAAAGCUUGCCGCGGGAUGAGGCCCGCAAGUUGCUGACAGAGUGUCUGAAAGUUCUUUACUAUCGUGACUGCCGUGCUCACUUCAAGUAUCAACUAGCUGACAUCACACCAGAAGGUGUAGUCAUCCAUGAUGACCUCAACCUGAAGAAGGACACCAAUUGGGAAGUUGCUAAUUAUAUCAGUGGUUAUGAAUAAGAUGAUCAACAGCUAGAUGGAUUGAUUUAAGUGCAUUUUCUUUAGUUUAAGGAAGUGUGUAGUUUUUAAAUUCUUUAUUGCUUCAUGUUUCACAUUAAAUUUGUAUUUCCAAUCAUGACGCUUAAUAAAUAAAAAGAAAAAGGGCA